UAUACGCAACACCUAAUACUUCUCCUUGUACUUCACCCAUUAGUUUAAAUUUUACAAAUAAUAAUAAAGAAGUCAAUUAUUUGGUCAACAAAUUGGAAUCUUUAAAUGUUAACGAUAAUAAUUUUCCUAUCAACGGACUUGAUGAAAAUAUUGCUGAUAAUAUGAUUGAAAAUUGUAUAGGAACAAUAGGUUUGCCAGUUGGUUUAGCUCUUAAUUUUGUAAUCAAUGAUAAACCAAUAGUUAUACCUAUGUCAAUCGAAGAACCAUCAGUCAUUGCUGCUGUUUCUGGAGCUGCUAAAACAAUAUCCUCUUAUAAAGGUUUUACAGCAAUAGCUCCUGAAAGAAAUAUGAUAAUAGCUCAGGUUGCUCUUUUAGAUAUUCCUGAAGAUUCCAUGAACCUGUCAAUUAAAAAG
Messenger RNA from Entrophospora sp. SA101, 413 nucleotides. The record is from the annotation of a GenBank genome assembly. NCBI's taxonomy places the organism in Eukaryota, Fungi, Glomeromycota, Glomeromycetes, Entrophosporales, Entrophosporaceae.